Messenger RNA from Microbotryum saponariae, 1251 nucleotides. Lineage: Eukaryota; Fungi; Basidiomycota; Microbotryomycetes; Microbotryales; Microbotryaceae. The record is from the annotation of a GenBank genome assembly.
AUGCUGUGAAACGAGGCAAGCCUCUGGUCAAGUCAACUCUACCCGCACAUAGCCUUGGGGGGCUUCCUUCGAGUACACGCUGUCAUCCUGACAGGAAAGGACUGCUUCGGUGAGCUCUUUCCAGAUUUCUUUGCCGUCGGGUGUGUCUCUCUUGGCGUCCGCCGCACCCCUGAUCGACAUCGACGAACCCGACCGACUUGUCGAGCCAGCCAUUGUGCGCGCCCGCAACGUCAUUGCGUGGACGCUGCCUUCGGGAGGGGUCUUGCGCUGUUUGAUUGACUCUGGGUCGGAGGUCGACUUGGUGGAUCAGGAGGUGGUUUGAGCCGACCCGAGCUUCGCAACGGCUCGUUUGACCGCGCCGCUGCACUUGCGUCUUGGCACUCAGAAUAAGUCCGACCGUUGUGCUAUCUUUGCCACCGCUCCUUUUUCGUCUGGCGCCCUCGACCUCGGUUCACGAGCGUUCUUCAUCUUCCGGGUGACUGGGUACGAUGUCAGGAGCACAGCCUGCACUGCCAUCAAUACUCGAAGGAAGUCUCCCAAGUUUGCGGCCGGAGUCGACAUCAGCUACCGGUUUGUUCGUUGCAAGCAUUGUCGGCGCGAUGGCGUAGUCGUGAGGGCGCGCGGGCGCGCACUCAGUGGUCGAGGGUUCGAUCCGCCCGGAGCGUGAUCUGCCUUUUGGUUUCUUUUCCUUUUUGUUAUCCGAGGCCCGGCUUCGGGGUUUUUACCGGUGCCUUGCAGGCAAUCCUUUUUACCCCUGAAGCGACCUCGUGGUGUAGUUAUUUGAUUCAGUCUUUCCUUCGCUCGGAGCACUUCCCUCCCUUUGCUUUUGCCACCCUUCCCCUAGAGCUUGGUCCACUCAUUAUCAUGACUCGUACCCUCCCUCUUUUUACCCAUUUCGCUGGCAAUUAAGUCCGUUACACUUGAUUUGCUGCGAAGCCUUCCGACCGAAUCCACUCCUCGGUUGCUCUCGGUCGACUGCCGCCGCCCAGCCGACUCGACCUUCCCAUCAGCCUGGUCAGCUAUUUCUUGGAUCGUUUGCCCUUCCUCUUUUGUCCGACCUCGUUGGCCACCAUAGUCCGGUACACUGGACUUGCUGCGAGCCUUGCAGCCGCGUAUCCUCCGCGGUUGCCUCUCGGUCGACUUCCGCCGCCCAGCCGACUCGACCUUCCCACCGGCCUCAAGCCGCACAACCCGCUGCUGGACGUCGUCGACGACCCGGCGCUCGAGGAUUUGUCUGAGUCCGAAGCAUGA